Molecule: messenger RNA, 342 nt
Organism: Morchella sextelata
Lineage: Eukaryota; Fungi; Ascomycota; Pezizomycetes; Pezizales; Morchellaceae
Exons: 1
Coding region: 1-342 (113 amino acids)
Source: RefSeq, a predicted model, not a curated record
AUGGACAGGCCUAAUAGUGUAGAGGCAUACGCGACCAUAUUAAUGAGAAUCGACAACCAGGUUCUGGGCCGUAAUGCUGAACAACAGGCCAUCCGUAAUAAGAUGGGACAAUUUACCGCCCCCAUCGUGGUCGCACACCCAUCUCAAACCACCGGAGGCCUCGCCCCAAUGGACCUCUUUGACCUCCGAACCCGUCCCGCUCAACGCCCUGCCGCCGAACAACGAUACAUCUUUCUGGGUGGAGACGGGACAACAAUCUCUGUAUGUACUGCGCCAACCCCGGCCAUGUCUUCGUCAACUGCCCUUCUGCCAAUUGUCUGCAUGGGAACCAACCGGUUAUGA